UUUAUCGCGGGUGAAGUUGCCCUGUCCGGUCACUCACAACAGCAUGCGCGUCUUCAUACAUGUGCCAGCUCUCCCACGUCACUUUUAACGUACUUACCCACGCGCACUGGACUUUUUCAACAACAGAGACAUUUUGCAGGUGAGGAUAUCCAAUGGUGGACCUCGCAAGAAACAGGCCCCGUCAAUCAUUCAUCAAAAGUCACCUCGCAUCGAUGGAUUCUAGGUCAUCCUGAAAUAGAGCACUAUCCGUCCGAAAACUACCCUCACAGGACUCUGAAAUCCGGUGCGCGCAGUUUCCGGAGAUGUAGGUGCCCAAACUGCCAAAAGACUCCCGAGGAACCGGGCAGGAGAAAACACGUGUGUCACGUGGCUGGCUGCGGUAGAGUGUGAGGCGCGUGCAGCUGGAUGUUUUGCGUUAAGAGAUUCACGCGCUCGGAUGAGCUCCAGAGACACGUGCACACGCACACCGGAGAGAAGCGCUUUGCAUGUCCUGACUGCACAAAACGUUUCAUGCGCAGCGAUCAUCGUGCCAAACAUGUGAAGACGCACCUAGAAGAAGAACUGGAUCACAUGACACUUCAUGCUGGAAUGAAUUUUGAACAAAACAACAGUCAACACAGGCUGUUUAAUAUAAACUUAUAA
Paramisgurnus dabryanus is the source of this 642-nucleotide messenger RNA. RefSeq lists its product as uncharacterized. NCBI's taxonomy places the organism in Eukaryota, Metazoa, Chordata, Actinopteri, Cypriniformes, Cobitidae. Gene Ontology annotation, molecular function: RNA polymerase II cis-regulatory region sequence-specific DNA binding; DNA-binding transcription factor activity, RNA polymerase II-specific. Gene Ontology annotation, biological process: regulation of transcription by RNA polymerase II. The record is from RefSeq and is a predicted model, not a curated record.